Molecule: messenger RNA, 1386 nt
Organism: Moneuplotes crassus
Lineage: Eukaryota; Ciliophora; Spirotrichea; Euplotida; Euplotidae
Source: the annotation of a GenBank genome assembly
AAUUUUUGCAUAAAAUCCAGAAUGGCUGAAGUCACCGUCAUUGAUGAGGAAUUCUUGAGGAAGAGAGCUGAGCAUAAUGAAGGAAUGCUAUCAACUUUGGAAGAGAUCACUCUUCAUCAGCUGAACAUCACAAGGAUAGAAAAUAUAGACAAGUUCUGUCGCCAUUUAAAGAUUUUGUACCUCCAAAACAACCUGAUUCCUAAAAUUGAAAAUUUGCAUAAGCUAAAGGAACUUGAGUACCUUAAUCUAGCUGUCAACAACGUGACGAAAAUUGAAGGACUUUCUACAUGCGAAAGUCUGUACAAACUUGACCUGACGCUGAACUUUAUAGAUUUAGAUGUGUUCAAAGAGUCCAUAGAGCAUCUUUCUCUUUGUGACAACAUCAAAGAGUUUACUCUGACAGGAAACCCUUGUACAGACUGGAAAGAUUAUAAAGAUUACGUGAUAGCAAAAAUUCCUCAACUUAGAAGGAUCGAUUCUACCGAUAUUACCAGGAGCAUGCAGAUCUUGGCAGAACAAAGACUUGAAGAGCUUGAAGAAAUUCUGGCAAAGAAAGCAGAAGCUGUACGGUAUAAGAAGGAAACUGAGCCAGUUGACCUUAACGCAUUCAAUCCAGAAUCUCGUAUGAAGGAUUAUCAGGAUGAUCUUGAGCAGAAGAGACAAGCAGAACUGAACAAACCUAAGAAUCCAUUCGAAGUUUCUGAGGAGUUCUUGCAUAAAAGAGAUGGUCCUCCCAGUGUUUACAAUGAAGAUGGAGAAAUCCGUCAGUGUAACGAAGGCAGGUACGAUUUCAAAAUCACUGAAGAUGAAGAUAAUGAUAGGGUUUUAGUGGAGCUCUUCAUCCCUAAAUAUCUGACUACAGAUUUAUUAGAUGUUGAUGUUAACCCUCUCUACGUCAGAUUUGACGUGAAGGGGAAAAUCACUCAGUUCAGACUUCCAGAAGAGAUUGAAGUUGAAAAGAGUAAAGUAGAAAGGUCCAAAACUACAGGUGGCUUACUUGUCAUCUGCCCAACUGUUUAUAAACGUCCUAGAAACACCAAGGAAGCUAAAGAGAGAAGAGAGGAGUAUAAGAAGAGAAGAAUGCUUGAGGAAAUGCAAGAGGAGAUGAAGGAAAAAUUUGACUCAAAAGAGGAAGCUAAGAAGCCAGAACCAAAACCAAAAGAGCUAGAACAACUACCAGAGCCUUACGAUAAAAAAGAGGAGGAACCAUAUGAGCCUGAUUUCGACCUUGAUGAGCUUCCUGAUCUAGAAUAAAUAUUCUAUUUUAGGUAUUCAAAACUGUCUGUAAAUUGGCAAAAUAAAGCUACUUUUGCUGCCUUUAACAUGGAUUAGAUACAUAGAGAUUUCUCAUAUAGCCUGGUCAUUUAAGGAACCCAUUAGCGUUUA